ACAACGCUACGAGCUCGUACCAAAUAAAAGCAGACAACACCUCCUACUCAUUUUUUCGGAGCUGACUUUGAAAUAGGUUUUGGGUCAGGCUUGUUUGGUAUUCACGGUAUUCCACUUGGAUAACUGACCAAUAGAGCCAGCACCGUACCAUGGCUGCGGGUCGCACUAUGCCCAUUCGGGAGCUUACCUUGUUCAAUAACGGGUACGGUGUGUUCGAAAGGCAAACUAGCGUCUCCGGCCGCGGCAACAUUGACCUGUUGUUCAGGGAUGGUGAAAUCCAGGACGUUCUGCAAUCUCUGUGCUUCACCGGUGGUAGUCAUGAUGUUGGCAACAUCUCGUACGAGUCUACCAAGCCACAGCCAAGCAUUCGCCUCGAUGACAGCACACCACUGGUGUCGCUCUUGCACUCCCUGAGAGGAAGUCAUGUUGCUCUACUUGUAAGAGAUGACAAGGCCGAAGAAGGAAGCAAGGAAACUACCGAAGUGGCUGGUCAGAUCUUAGGUGUGGACUCCAAGCUGUUUGGGAAAGUGGAAGGUUACUUUUUAACCAUGUUGGUGAGUGAAGGCUGCGUUCUGAAAACGAUUCCUCUGUCAGAAAUCAUGGCGACUAAGUUGCUGGAAGGUAACACAAAGGAGGAUCUGCAGCACGCACUGGACCAUGCUCAGACUGAAAAGAAGCCGGACAUGCAGAAGCUGACGAUCUUCUACAAAGGCGCCACCAAAAAGAAUCCACUCACUGUAAAAUAUGGACUUCAUGUUGCCGAGUGGAAAAGUUCGUAUCGGCUUAUGUUCCUUGACGAGAGUGGUCGAUUCCGCCUGGAUGGUCUGGCCAUCGUCAAGAAUACGCAGGAAGAAGACUGGAAUGACAUUGGUCUCACUCUAGUUGUUGGCAAUCCCAAGAUUGUGCAAGCCAGCAGCAGCAAGAAGGGUGGAGCGAGUUCAGCAGGAAGAAUGUCACUGGAAAUCCGACCAGUGGAAGGUCGUGGUGGCUCAUACAGUGUCAACGUUCAUCCUGGAGAUUCGAUCUUUGCCUUGAAACAGGAGAUAACCCGUCUGAAAGGCAUUCCCGUGUUUGAGCAGCGUUUGAUUUAUGCCGGCAAGGAAGUUGGAGAUGGACGCUCGCUUGCCGAUUACAACAUCACAAGUGGCUCCUGUCUGCGUCUGGAUCGGAGAGCAACUAAACAUGCCACUGCCAGUUCGGAGUAUGACUCAGAGAUGAUGAAGCGCAAGUUCAUUAUGGCACAGCAGGAUGGACUGUCCUACUACCCGAUCAAGAGCUCUGUCAGUGCCAAGCGUAACCAGACGGCCAUUGUGCCGCUCAUGCAGGCUGAGCUUGAGGGGCAGCUGGUCACUAUCUACGACGACUCUGUCAGGAAGGGAAAUCCCCUGGCAGCUGUCCUCUUCGAGAACACCACUGGACUAACACUGGAGCAGGGUACUCUGCAGGUUAUGAACGAGAAGAUAUUCCUGGGAGAAGGCUCGUUGCCUGGUCUUGGAAUUGGCGAUGAGAGUGCUCCGAUACCGUAUGCUGUGGAGAUGGGUGUGGAAGUGUCUAUUUCUCACGUACAAAAGCGACAUCACGCACAUGAGGUCAAGAUGCACGACGGGUCAAUCUUCCUGUACUACUACCGCCAGCAAACUUCCAAGUACAGCAUCAAGAAUAUGACAGCUCGCAAGCUUGACUUUAUGCUCAACCACACGUUCCUGGAUGCGUGGGAGCUGUAUGACCAUGAGGAUGAGGGCGUCCAGCCCGUGGAUAUUACAGACCGCGUGUACCGGUUCCGUUUUGACGUACCGGCUCGUACGGAGAAAGAAGGCUCUGGUGCGCAGGCGACGGAAAUGGAGUUCCCUGUCCGCGAGCAGAUCAUUUCGGUCAAGAACAUCAACAUUGGUAGUAUGUCACGGGAAGAGCUGACCACUCUCGUUUCAAAGGGCACCGUCCCAGAAGGCGACCCAAUUAUCGGGCAGUUGGAGGAGACAAUGAAGCUCAGAGAUCGCUACGACACAUUCCUUAGGAUGAUUAACGAGAAGGAGGCAGAGCUGAGAGAAGUCAAGGACGCUCAGAGCAGACUGCGCGAGCACAUCCGCUCGCUCACCCACUUCGAGAGGGAAUCAAAGCGCUAUGUGAAGAGCUUAGCUGAUGAAGAGGACAAGCUGACUGGCAUUGAUGCUGAGAUCAAGGCUCUCAAGAAUGACAAGAAAGCAGAGAAGCGCCGUCAUGUCCAGAAAAUCGACUCCGUCAAGUACCACCGCAAGGAUAUACCCGCGCCACGCGCCAAAUAGAUUUCGAAAGCGCACGCUAAGUGCUUCUUUCCGAUUGCCCCUGACUGUAUGCAAACCUGGGUUGCCACUGUGAAGCCGUGCAGACCUCUUUUCAGAGCAGUUCUGCAUUUUAGAAGUGGCGGUGUUUACAUCCAUCCACAAGUUAUUGUGUUUUUACUCAGAAAAGAAAAUUCAUUUUUGAUUCACUGCAUUGUUUUGCUUCUAUUACCCUUCCCGUUUGCAUGUUUCCCGCAAACCGAUGAAUAUUUUUAUUACGCUGCCAACCUUUUCCAUGUUCACUUGGCUGAAGGCUUAUACUAGUUGCAGUGGCAAAGCUUGCUGUUUUUUUGACUUUUGGAUGAUCCUAUUUUCUAGCACAUUUUGAUAAAAUAUUAUCUUAACGAUUUCAUCAUAAAACCCUGUGUAAUAUCAGCACUGGUCGACUGUA
Messenger RNA from Sycon ciliatum, 2709 nucleotides. RefSeq lists its product as uncharacterized. The transcript has 20 exons. Gene Ontology annotation, molecular function: ubiquitin protein ligase binding; protein tag activity. Gene Ontology annotation, biological process: modification-dependent protein catabolic process; protein ubiquitination. Gene Ontology annotation, cellular component: cytoplasm; nucleus. The record is from RefSeq and is a predicted model, not a curated record. The coding region runs from base 150 to 2282 and encodes 710 amino acids. Lineage: Eukaryota; Metazoa; Porifera; Calcarea; Leucosolenida; Sycettidae.